AUGGCAGGAGUGUCCAAGGCACUGUUGAUUCUUGUGGCCACCGUGUUAGCAGCCGCGGUUGCACCAGUGGCGCGUGGACAACAAGCGCCAUGUUACUUCGUGUUCGGAGACUCUGUCGUCGACAACGGUAACAACAAUGCCUUGAACACCUUUGUUAAGGUCAACUAUUUACCUUACGGUAUAGAUUUCCCCCAAGGUCCAACCGGUCGGUUUAGCAACGGACGCAAUAUUCCAGACUUCAUAGCUGAACUAAUGGGUUUCAAAAAUUUAAUUCCACCGUUCGCCGGAGCAUCACCGACACAAGCUAACAUCGGAAUCAACUAUGCUUCCGGUGGCGGCGGGAUCCGGCAAGAUACCAGCAAUGUUUUGAUGGCCCUGAGUUUGGGGAGUCAAAUAAACAACCACCAGUCGACGAUUAAAAACGCGGCGGUGCCACCAAGUCAGCUAAGUCGAUGCCUAUACACAUUCAACAUCGGAAGCAACGAUUACCUCAACAACUACUUCUUGCAGCCUUCUUCACCAACUCGUGGUCAAUAUACUCCUGAUCAGUAUGCUAGCUAUCUCAUAAGCCUCUACCAUGUUUCUUUGGAGAAAAUGUACUCGCUAGGCGCGAGGAAUAUGGCUUUGUUCGGAAUCAGUAGAAUCGGGUGUACGCCACGUGUUGUUGCUAGCCUCGGUGGUGGCGUUGACUGCGCAGAAGAAGUGAAUCAAGUGGUAAAUAUCUUCAACAAUAAACUCAAAGCCCUCGUCGCAGAAAUAAACAGCAAUCUUCAUGGGGUUAAGCUCACUUAUGUUGACCUCUACUCUGGAAAUGGUCUAGAUUUGGCCGCUCUUGGGUUACGGAGUUGCUGUAUGGUUAAUCCGGGUCAAGACCUUUGCGCAAAGGGUGGAUCAGUUUGUCCUGACCGAACCAAGUACCUAUAUUGGGAUCGAGUGCAUACCACAGAGACGAUUAGUGGCGUGGUAGCUAAGUCGGCGUUUGACGGAGUCAUAAGUUCUCCGUUUAGCAUAUCUCAGCUUGUGAAUUAA
Molecule: messenger RNA, 1029 nt
Organism: Thlaspi arvense
Lineage: Eukaryota; Viridiplantae; Streptophyta; Magnoliopsida; Brassicales; Brassicaceae
Source: the annotation of a GenBank genome assembly